Molecule: messenger RNA, 2727 nt
Organism: Bacillus rossius redtenbacheri
Lineage: Eukaryota; Metazoa; Arthropoda; Insecta; Phasmatodea; Bacillidae
Exons: 5
Coding region: 424-1758 (444 amino acids)
Molecular function (GO): nucleic acid binding
Source: RefSeq, a predicted model, not a curated record
UCUCGCAUGUGUGUAAAUGAAACAGUGAGAGAAGUGGUGUGUUGGCAAUGAUUAGAACGAAAUAGUUCCAUAGCCAAAAUAUAUAUUUUUUGACUUUCCGCGUGUAUUUAAGAAUUUGUUUGGGUAUUUGUUAAGUUUGAACAUUUUUUUAAAUCUCUGGUGAAAUAAAAACGUUAUGUUAACGGUAAAAAAAUAUUACGUGCCGAAACCGUGGUCGCGCAUUAAUAAUGUUAAUAGUCACUUGUUUGUUUUCUCUUUCAGCCGCUUUCAGCAGCUCUUUAAGCAGUCUGCAGUCUGUACGCCAUUUUGCAGUGUGUUUUAAUAUAUUACUGACCGUGAAAUAACGUACAGUUUGUGUUUCAGGAUUUUGUGUUAAUAUUGUGUAUUUUAACUUUGUUAUAUUAUUUAUUAUCUACUAUUGUAAUGAUGGAAUUUGUUAUCGUUUUGAUAUUUUGUGUGGUUCUUGUGAUUGCUGUAAUGGUAAUUGGUUCCGGGAUGGGGAAAGCUACUUCGUCGCAGCGUCAGAUGGACAUCAUUAACGUCGCUCAGAACUUAUAUCUUUUAAUUAGGAAAGGCGACUUGAAGAAAUGUGACGUUACGCAGACGACCGCGUUUCUUCUCAACAUCGCAAAGUCAACUGUUCUCAAGUACUACAAGAAAGACAUUGAAGAAGUUUCAACACCAGGAAAAAAGAGGAAAAAAAGGCCACAGGAAGGAAAGUCACUUGACACAGUCGACGAUUUCACAGUAAAUGCAAUCAGGAAUGCAAUUUACAGGAUGUACGCUGAAGGUUUGAAUGUUACAGUCGACACCAUUUUGAAAGAAAUCAGGGAAAGACAAAUAGAUUAUUAUGGUGGAAGAUCAAGUCUUCAUAAAUUGUUAAAGAAGAUGGGAUUUUCAUGGAAAACUGUUGAUGGACGAAAAGCUUUGAUAGAGAAUGAAAACAUAGUAUUGCAGCGAAUAGAUUUCUUGAGAAAGUAUAAAGAAGAAAAAGAAAGAGGUGCCAAUUUCAUAUUUGUUGAUGAAACAUGGAUUUUCCAGAGAGGCAAGGCAUUAAUUUAUUUGAAAAUUUGUUCUGUGGUCCAAUACAAAGUAUUUCAUUUCCAUUUCAUAUAUUUUUCAGGAACUGUAUCAAAGUCAUGGCAGGACAAGAGUCUACAAUCUGCGAAGAGACGUACUGUUGGAGAUGGUAAAAGGUUUAUUGUUGUUAAUGCUGGAGGGCGCACUGGCUUUGUGCCAGGAGCAGGAUUACUUUUUGUUUCAGGUCAGAAGACUGCAGACUACCAGGGCGAGAUGAAUGGGGAAACUUUCUUGAUGUGGUUUGAAGACAUGUUGGUGCAUCUUGAGGAACCCAGUGUCAUCAUAAUGGACAAUGCUUCAUAUCACAGCACCCAGGUUGAGAAAACACCUACAACGAACUGGACCAAGGCUGCACUGAUCGCGUGGCUGGAGAAGAAUGGGAUAAAACAUGAAAAUAAUUUGUUGAAAGUGGAGCUGCUGAGAAUAGCUAAACAAAACAAGCCCCGAAUACGAUGGGCGAGGUGUGUGGAUCACGUGGAGAAGCUAAUUCAAGCAGACUGGGAGAGAGAAGUCCACAUAGACAGCGGCACCAUUCCUCCACUCAUCAUCCACCUCGGCGAGGAUAGUUCAAGUGAAGACAGUGACAGCGAAGAAUUUGAGGUUACGACACAGCAAGUAGAUGGAGACAGUGAAGUACUGGCAGUUCCUCUUGAUGAUUUACCCGGGUGUUCUUAUUGAGGUCUGUAUGUAAUAAACACCUGGGCAACUGUAAGUAUUGGGGUUUGAAACAUUUUUUUUUCUUUUAUGCAUUCCCAUGAAGUAUGUUGAUUACUGGAACUUUAUGUAUUAACUUUAUAUUACACGUAUUAUGAAAUGAAUAUUAAAUUUCAUUUCUGGAUUCGUAUAGGUGUAUGUGAAACAUUUUAUUUUGUUGUGUGUCUUCAUUUUUCAGUGAACUUACUUGGAAAACAAAAAGCCAGUCCCCAUCCAGGGCCACAAAUAAAUAAUGCAUAUAAGUGGUAUAGAAAUUACUGUCAAUUCUUCACCACAAUUUUACUGUUCAUAAAAUUAUGAUUUUGUCUAAUAAGUAUACUCAGGAAAAUGUAUAUAACCAUAUUUUUAUUUGUGGCCUUAACCGGCAAAAUGGUAGGGGUUUAUUAAAUAAAAGAAGAAAAUUCAUUUUUAAAUGUUUUCAUCUGAAUUUGUUAAUUUUAUUAAACCUUCAAUCCUUAGUCUUUUCCAGAUUGCUUAGAUGGACAGCCAUAUGUAUAAUUUACAAUACUUUUUUUUUCAGAUGCAGAAAACUGUGUUGAACUGUACUAAAUGAUGAUAUUUAUUGCUUACAUAAAUGUUGUAAAUUUAUAUAUUCUCCUAAAAAUUUACUUUAAAUUAUAUGUUAUUUCUUUAGCUAACAAACUUAUUUUUUAAUAUUUUUACCAUUGGGUAUCAUAAAUAAUGUUAUGAACAUAUGCAUGUAUACUUAGAUCAUAUUCAAAUUACUUUUAUAUAUAUAUAUAUAUAUAUACAUACAUACACACAUUGUUUUGACAGCUGGUGAUUGUAAACAAACCAUUUGACAUUUGUCACAUGGCAAUGUUUUUGUUUACAUACGGCGGAAGGAUACAUAGUGACAUUAAAGUAGAUCCGGUGAAAAGCAGGGCUUCAGAAAAGUAGGAGGUUACCGUGGAUGGACUAUAACACACAUAU